Sphenostylis stenocarpa is the source of this 3519-nucleotide messenger RNA. The record is from the annotation of a GenBank genome assembly. Lineage: Eukaryota; Viridiplantae; Streptophyta; Magnoliopsida; Fabales; Fabaceae.
AUGGCGAGCAUUUCGAACUUAACCAACACUCUGCCACUGCACGUUCGAAGGUUCCGACCUUCUCGCUAUUCUUCUCUCUGUACUCUCUCUUGUUCUCUAGCUGAAGACGUCGAUCCCAAACCCCCCAUUCCCAAACCCAAUUCGUACUUCCCGAAGCGUGGCCAAACCCUCGAACUCGUGUGCGAGUCCCUCGCCUUUAAAGGCAAGGGCCUCUGCAAAGUCACCGAGACCGGCUUCGUUGUCCUCUGCGACCGCGCCCUUCCCGGCGAACACUUCAUUGGCCGCGUCACUCGCAAAAAGGGAAAUUACGCCGAGGUAACUAAGGUGAAGACUAUAACUCCUCCACGCGACAUUGUGGAUGCUCCUUGUGUCUACGCACCUUAUUGUGGAGGCUGCAAGACGCAGAACUUGUCCUACGAGGCUCAGCUCAGAGCCAAAGAGGAGCAGGUCCGUGACUUGUUGAUUCACGUGGGAAGGUUUUCGCGCGAACUGGUUCAAUUGUACGGUGUUAUUAAGCCAAUUGUUCCUUGUGAUAUUCAGUUUCAUUAUAGGAAUAAGAUGGAAUUCUCCUUCGGUCCCCAAAGAUGGUUGCCUAGAGAGUCACUGCAUGACCGACGUGUUGAUGAUGCUGGUAAUGAAAAUGAAAAUUUUGCGCUGGGAUUGCAUGCUCCGGGUUUUUUUGAUAAAAUUCUAAAUGUUGACAAGUGCUUAUUGCAAUCUCAUCCUGCUAAUAAGGUACUUGCAGCUAUCCAAGAAUGUUGGAGAGAUCCACAACUGGGUUUUUCUCCAUAUAAUGUUCAUUCACACAAGGGAUUUCUUAAGCAUUUGAUGCUGAGAACGGGAAGCAAACCAAACUGCUUGGUGGCAAAACUUGGUGUUUUGCACAGCCAGGCAUCUACUUUGGAGUUAAAGAUGUCUAUAGUUAUUUUUGCAAAUAAAUUACCCUUGGAUGUAACAACUGGUCAGCCUGAAAUUAUGGUCAACUUUGUGACCUCUUCCUACAAGCCAGAGCUGUUGCAGUUCCUAGUUGAUAAAGUUUCUGCAUUUUCUGAAGUGGUUGAGGUUUUAUAUAAGCUUAUAGAAGAUUGCGCUGGAGUCAAGGGUGAUGGGUCGGAAAUUGUCCUUGACCUGUUUUGUGGAACAGGCACCAUAGGUCUGACGCUUGCAAGAAGUGUAAGACAUGUUUAUGGCUAUGAAGUAGUUCCUCAAGCCAUCACAGAUGCUUGUCUUAAUGCCAAGAUAAAUGGCAUACAAAAUGCAACAUUUGUCCAGGGAGAUCUCAAUAAAAUUGAUGAAAAUUUUGGCAAGAAUUUUCCUAAACCUGAUAUCGUCAUUUCAGAUCCCAAUCGCCCAGGAAUGCACAUGAAGUUGAUUAAAUUCCUGCUAAAUCUUAGGGCACCUCGCAUUGUGUAUGUGUCAUGUAAUCCUGCCACAUGUGCACGCGAUCUUGAUUUUCUUUGUCAUGGUGUGGAAGAACAGAAUAUAAAAGGAUGUUACAAACUAAUAAGCCUACAGCCAGUUGACAUGUUCCCACACACACCUCAUAUUGAGUGCGUUUGCCUUCUGGAGCUUCAAUGUUCGAAAAGAUUGGAUUCAUGCUUAGCAGCUUCCAGAUGUGGAUUACUGUUAAGUGUUGAUCCCACUCAUCAUGAGAUUGAUCUUAUGUUACACUUGUCAGAUCUUGGUAUAUUUGAGGUGCAGACAACAGGAAGAAUAACAGAAGUUGAAGCAAUUCAUACUUUCCUCCAACCAAGCACAUCUUCUAUGGUAAAGCCAAGCAAGGAAGUCAUGGUUGUGUCGUGGGGUUCAUCAUCAUCUCAUCUUUAUUCAAUGCAGUUUGUCAUAGCAGACAUUGCUCCAUGCUUAUCUCACUUUGUCUCAAGUUUCCAUCCUGUUAUAGGUCUUGAGAAGACUCUGGCUAUUGGGCCGAGUCGAGCCGAGCUGAGCCGAAGAGCUAACAAGCUCACGUCCUAUGUUCUUGGGCUGGCAUAUUGUAGGCCCAAAGUGGGGCCCACCAACCUGAAAAUGGAUGGGCCACGGUGCAAACACUCUGCAUCAUCAGUACUGGGUAGUAUUCCAUGGCAUCUGAAGUUGAAGAAGGCUGUUAUGCUACUACCAGAUUGUACGCAAACUGAUACAUCCUCUUCUGUUCAGUUACUGAUACUAGCAAGGAUUCUUCCCAUCCUUUUGGCUCUUGGUUUAGCUUUCUGGUUUUUGAAGCAGCUAGAUCUAGCACUGCAAUCAUCUAUGGACGGUCUAAGUUGGGAUUCCUCAUCACAACUUGUUGGUAACAUACCGAUCUUGUGGAGCAGUCAGCCUCAAGACCUUGAAGGAGAGUAUCACCAUUUCAUGCCUCGCAUAAGGUCAAGUGCUCUCAGUCAAACAGGUUAUCCAUAUCCCCGUUCUGAAAAAGUGAGGGAGAUGGUUCAGCCAUCGUCAUGUGAGAUAAUGAGUAUGUUGCCAAACACGAAUCUAACAGCAACCAUGCCUGUGAAUCCAGGAGCAGCUGGAGCCAGUUGGGAAGAAGCUUUAACACCCCAAUCAUGCCCGUCCCUUUCGGUGAAUAUGAACCAAACUAGCAAUUAUGUAGCAGAUUUCAACAUGGCCCACCAGCAACGAAACCUUACCAAUGACACACAAAACGGCAAGGCUACCUGCUCUCUUGGGUCACUUGAUUGCUUGUUUUCAGCUACUAAGAAUAGAAACAUAGACACGUCUGUCGAAGAUGAUGGGAUUUCCAUGAUGGCUUUAUCUGACUGCAGAAACUUAUGGAACUUCAGUUAUGGCAGUGCAGUUUCCUCUGGUGACUCUGAGAGCAAUGGUUCCAAUGCUAGAAACAGUGACAUGCGGUAUUCAUCAGUGAAUGAGCUGGAUGAAACAGUGUCUCAAAGCUUCUCUGAUCAAUAUCUCAGUCAAGGAAGAGUUAUAGAUUCUGAAGUUAUUUGCACAAAAGGGAGAAAUUCAUGCUUCAGCGUUGCUCAGAAUUCUUCUGCUACUGAAGGUGGUUUUAAGCUCAUCUCAGAGACUUCACCAAAGUCAAAGAGACCCAGAUGGGAUAAGCAUCCUGGUUCAUCAAAUAUCAACUUCCAGCAGCCAAAUUCAUCUGUGUCAUCUUCCUUUGAAGAACCUGAUCCAGAGGCCGUAGCACAAAUGAAGGAAAUGAUAUAUAGGGCUGCAGCUUUUAGGCCAGUGAACUUGGGAUUAGAAGUGGUGGAAAAGCCUAAAAGGAAGAAUGUUAGGAUAUCAACUGAUCCACAGACUGUGGCUGCCAGGCAAAGAAGGGAGAGAAUAAGUGAGAGGAUUAGGGUUUUGCAGAAGAUUGUGCCUGGUGGAAGCAAGAUGGACACUGCAUCAAUGCUUGAUGAAGCUGCAAACUACCUCAAGUUUCUCAGAUCGCAAGUCAAAGUACUAGAAAAUUUAGGUAACAAGCCUGACACAAUGAAUUGUCCUCCUACUAACAUAGCAUUCUCUUUCAACCCUUCUUUUCCCAUACAAACAUUUCCCCGUCCAAAACCCUAG